This is a messenger RNA of Didymella exigua CBS 183.55, 1229 nucleotides long. RefSeq names its product alpha-soluble NSF attachment protein. Gene Ontology annotation, molecular function: soluble NSF attachment protein activity; syntaxin binding. NCBI's taxonomy places the organism in Eukaryota, Fungi, Ascomycota, Dothideomycetes, Pleosporales, Didymellaceae. The record is from RefSeq and is a predicted model, not a curated record. Bases 114 to 995 code for a protein of 293 amino acids. The transcript has 7 exons. Gene Ontology annotation, biological process: SNARE complex disassembly; intracellular protein transport. Gene Ontology annotation, cellular component: SNARE complex; vacuolar membrane.
CGCAGCCACCUGUCUCGACCAGACUUCAAGAAGCACACGAUUAUCGAACCUGUUCUUCGUCUUUGACUUUGAUAAGAUACACCGACAACCCAAAACACACCUAAAUCACAAACAUGGCUGGCGAUCCUCGAGCGCUGCUUCGUCAGGCGGAAACUUCGUUACAGAAAGCAUCUGGCGGCUUCAGCUUCUUCGGUGGACGUCAAGAGAAAUAUGAGGCAGCAGCAGAGCAGUUCAUCGCUGCAGCGAAUGCGUUCCGCAUGCAGAAGAUGGGAAAGGAGGCCGGUGAAGCUUUCGAGAAGGCAGCAUCAGUCCAGCGUCAACAACUAAACGAGCCCGAUGACGAAGCCAACUCACUCACAGAAGCCUUCAAAGCGUACCGUAAGGAUGACCCAGAGGCUGCUGCAAGAUGCUUAGACAAAGCCAUCACCCACUACUGCAGCAAAGGCAAUUUCCGCCGUGCAGCCACUCAUAAGCAGAACCUUGCCGAGUUGUACGAAGUCGAGCUUGGUGACAACGCCCGUGCGGGUGCAGCCUAUGAGGAGGCUGCUGGGUGGUAUGAGAGCGACAACGCAGAGGCACUUGCAAACAAACUUUGGCUGAAGACAGCUGAUCUAGUCGCCCUUGAAGGGAAAGACUACUACAAGGCCAUCUCACUCUACGAGAAGGUUGCCAAGACAUCAAUCCAGAACAACCUUAUGCGCUGGUCUGUCAAGGAGUAUCUCCUCAAGGCUGGUAUCUGCCAGCUUUGCACUGGCGAUCAGGUCGGUGUCAACGCUGCACUCGACAGGUACAGGGAGCUAGAUCCUAGCUUCAGCCAGCAGCGGGAGCACCAGUUGCUGUGCGACCUUACGGCGGCAGUGCAGGAGGGCGACCAGGAGCUGUUCGCUGAUAAGCUGUUCCAGUACGAUCAGUUAAGCAAGCUGGACAAGUGGAAGACAACACUGCUGCUGAGGAUUAAAGCAACGAUCGAGGAGACAGGCGAGGACUUCUCUUAGGAGAAGUUAUUUGCGGGGCUUAAGGUUUGGCUGAACAUUAUGGACGCGUUCUUAUGUCAAUAAGAUCUUAUUAUCUAUGUAUAUUUCUAAAGGUAUCAUGAUGCCCCUCUGUGUACUCGCUAUUGCAGUCGGGCUGACCUCUAUGCCUUCUCGAGCUCCUUCUUGAGCUCCUUAUUGUCGACAACUGCCGUUAGCGCCUUGCCGGUAUCGUCCUUGGAUCCAAAGAAGCCUGCA